Bombina bombina (fire-bellied toad) is the source of this 3255-nucleotide messenger RNA. RefSeq names its product transmembrane protein 201 (gene TMEM201). Bases 103 to 1272 code for a protein of 389 amino acids. The transcript has 6 exons. Gene Ontology annotation, molecular function: actin filament binding; lamin binding. Gene Ontology annotation, cellular component: nuclear inner membrane. NCBI's taxonomy places the organism in Eukaryota, Metazoa, Chordata, Amphibia, Anura, Bombinatoridae. The record is from RefSeq and is a predicted model, not a curated record. Gene Ontology annotation, biological process: nuclear migration along microtubule.
CUGGAGCAGACCCUGGCGGUUUGUGUUCUGGGCGGUGAUUGGCUGGCGCCUGCGAAUACAGAAUAUUGAGCUUGCAGGGCUCAUUCAGCAAUCAGCAGUCGCAUGGAGGGCGUGAGAAGCGUGGGGCCCCUGGCCGGUCUGGCAGCGGCUACCGGUGUAACGGGACUGGUGCUCUACAGGCUGCUCCGGAGGAAACGUCCAACCCAUGUGCAAGUCAACUGCUGGUUCUGUAACCAAAACACUGUUGUACCAUAUGGCAACCGAAACUGCUGGGACUGCCCUACCUGUGAGCAGUAUAAUGGCUUCCAAGAGAAUGGCGACUACAACAAACCUAUCCCUGCGCAGCACAGCGAGCACCUAAACCAUGGGGUGUUUGGGGGGAGCAGCUUUGGUGAAGUGGCAAAACCUCAGCAGUGGGUCAACUGCCAGAUGCUGCUGUGCAAGAAAUGUAACAACAACCAAACCACCAAGAUAAAGCAGAUGUCAUCUUUUAUACCCAGGGAAGAGGAUCAGUAUGAUGAGGAGAUAGAGGUUUACAAACACCACUUGGAACAGAUGUACAAGCUGUGCCGACCAUGCCAAGCUGCUGUAGACUAUUAUAUCAAACACCAAAACCGCCAGCUGCGGGCUAUAAUGCUCGACUACCACCUCAAGAAGAGGGAAGCAGAUAAAUACCAAGUACAGAGUUUUGGAGUUUCAUUACCCACUCGGGCUCCCUUGAAAGUCAUUCUCCUUCGCUUCCUUGCUUUUCUCAACUGUGCGUUUCUAUUGGCCUUGGCCCUUUGGGGCUCAGGCGACUUGAUUUCACGCUCACAUAAAGACUCUCUUACGACGACUUCAACUGAAAAUCAACACCAGAACCUCUCUCAAAAUGAACAAGACAAAGCUGGUCAUCGCCUCUUCUGGGAGGGGGUACUGGAUGCUGUUCCUGAACAGACUUUGGAAAACCUGAAUAUGGCAUGGCGCUAUGGGUGGAGCCAUCAGCUGAUUGUGGUCAUACUAGGCCUCUUGGCCUGCAUCUUUGCCAUGAUACUGGCUGGUCGUAUCAGGUUGCGCAGAGUGGAUGCUUUUUCCUCCUUCCUGUGGGUGCUGGUCACCUGCCUCUACUUGACUGAGCAAUACCUGCUGACGGAUGCCCCCACCUGGAUGGACACCGCCAAGCUUGGCACAAUCUCUCUGUGCUGCCUGUUUGGUUUCACUGCAGCAAUCGCUACUCGCAAAGCAACAAGUCAGCGGAGACCUCGUCCUCGAAGGUCAGAGUCAGAGCAGUGAACCCUGGGACCGGAAAACAUGCUCCCCCAUUCUCAGCUGUGUAGUCUGCAUCUCUUAUCUCCCAUCUGUCCCUCCAACAGUGUCCCGUCCCCUUUUAUUUCUCCUAUCUAUUCUGUCUUAUGUUGCCAGUGUUAGUCAUUCAGCCACCCACCCAUCUGUGUUCUCAAAUGUGGGAAUGGACUAUUGAAAGCAAAUGGUACUUAGAGCUGUAAGCUCAGUUUCAGUAGUUGACAACCUUCUUUAUUGUCUGUCUAUACAUAAUGUGGGUCAUAUGCUACAGUGGUCUGAGACUACUGGAACCGUACCCACAGUGUAUUUUCCACUUGCUAUAUAUAACAUCAGCAUUAGAAACAGAGAGCAGUAGAAAAUGUAGCAUAAAAUUACAAGCAAUAAGCAUCAUGUAGCUGUCACACUGCCUGUAUAGUGACAGCAACUUAAUUGGGAAUCUAGAUGCCAAGUGCUCUAAUUUUUCUGCCAACUUUUACAGUAUUGAAUAGCUCUUUAUGCCUAAGUGUAUUACAUGUAUUUUUUUUUAUAUUUGAAAUAAUUCACCUCACCCUAAAAAACAGCCCUUACAACAAUCUGAAUAAUUCACCUCACACAAAAAGAACAGCGUUUUUACAACCAUCUGAAUAAUUCACACACAAAGAUCAGAGCUUGCAACCAUCUGAAUUAUUCACCUCACACACAAAGACUGCGCUUUUACAACCAUCUGAAUUAUUCACCUCACACAAAAAGAACAGCCCUUACAACCAUCUGUAUUGUUGUUGUUGUUUUUCCUCUCUUGUGUUUGAGUGUGAACUGCUGGUGACCAUGACCUGAUUCCCAUGUCCAUCAGAGAAGUGAUCUGCCAUGGGUUAAGAUUGCGAAUUAGUGCUAUUUUUACAAAACCUCCUCUCUUCAGUUCUGGGAUUAUUCCUAGUGCAAAAAAAAGAUUUUGAUAAUUUGUUUAAUGUUCAAAAAAUGUAGCAGACUUCUGCUCAGGUGCAGCGCAGCCUUUGUUUUAAACACUAAUCUGAAUGGCGCUAAUUUAUGUAAUGGUCACAAGAACCCAUUGCCCCCUGGGCAGGAUGCAAAUCCAUGACCAUCUAUAUAAGGCAGCGGUAAGAAUGUGCAAUGGGACAUGUAGCACGUUCUUUAUGUCCCCAUUCUAAUUUAUUUUCUCCGAAAUUUGUUUCCUACUUUGCUGAGCCCCUUUUACAAUUACAAAUGUAAAUGAGAUGUAAUGAGGAAUAUUGUAUCCUAAAUGUCUCCCACUUGUAGCUUAGUGUUAGCUAUAUGAGAGAGUGCUAGUAUCCUGUCUGUAUUGUGCACUUACCUAUAUAAGCCAUAUGGGGGUGGCAGGUAUGUGACUUUUAUGUAAUUAUUAGGUCGUUCAUACACUGACUCCAUGCGGCUGCACCUGUGCCCUGAGUGCUAGUUUUAUUUAACUUUUUAGUAAUCAAUGCACAACUUAAUUAUUUUCACUAAUUGUAAUGUGUAGGGCAUUAGAGGCAUGAAGUAGUGUGAUAGUAAGAUCCCAGACGCACUGGUGCAUUUUACUAUUGCAGUCCAUUUAAGCUAGUAAUCAUGUUUUCUCAGUGUUAUUUAUGUAUUUUUAUAUAUUAUGUAAUGUUAUUUAUCUGACAAGAUGUGAACAGACACAGGAGGCGUUUGCGAGUAAGGAGCGUGACGGGGACUUUAUCUGACGGUACAUUUGCAGCUGUUACAUUGGUGCUAGUAGCCUCUUUGUCCCACACAAGUGUCAGAUGUAGGCUUAUUUUCAUAUGUAGCAGCUGUCUGAUCUGCGUCAUUGCCAUCACAGCAUAAUGCAUGUGUCUGUCCCUUCUCACUGUCACAUCAUGUGUCUCUAUUUUUUUUUGUUUUUUUUAUGGAGUGUAAUUCACGCUUGUUUUAUUAUCUGCAUACUUUGUAUUCGCUGCUUGCCCUUGCAGCUUUGUUUUUCUGUUUUAAAUAAAAGGCCAAAGAGCCAUUUAAAUGAAA